Messenger RNA from Cannabis sativa, 1546 nucleotides. RefSeq lists its product as uncharacterized. The transcript has 4 exons. Gene Ontology annotation, molecular function: zinc ion binding. NCBI's taxonomy places the organism in Eukaryota, Viridiplantae, Streptophyta, Magnoliopsida, Rosales, Cannabaceae. The coding region runs from base 1 to 1542 and encodes 513 amino acids. The record is from RefSeq and is a predicted model, not a curated record.
AUGGUAGAAAAACUUGAAAACACCAGUAAAAAACUGGAUCCAGAAAUCGACAUCAACAAUGCAAAGUUAACAUCAGACAAGCAUCACCCCGAAGUGGAAAAAGGACAGGCAUACAAAGACAAAGAAACUCUAAAGAAUGUCCUCAGCUACUACGCAAUCAAAAACAACUUUCACCUGAACAAAUGCCCUUUUUCCACACUUUGUACUGAAAUACACCUGUUUGAUCUCUGUAACAGGUUCUCAAAUAUCCACACAUGCCCCAUAAAUAUUAGGCAUGAAGACCAAAGGCAAGCAACAUCGAAACUGAUAGGGGAAUGCAUAAAACCGAAGUUCUUGAACAUAAAGACAAAGGCAACACCAAUGGACAUAAAAAGGGAGUUGAAAUACAGAUAUGGCAUCAAAAUGAACUAUAUGAAAGCUUGGAGAAGUAAGGAACAUGCAGUAAACGAAUUGAGAGGUAAUGCUAGUGACUCGUACAGCCUAAUACCGAGUUUCUUACACAUGGUGGAAAAAACAAACCCGGGAUCAUUUGUCGAUCUGAAAACAACAGAAGACAACAGCUUGCUCUUUGUUUUCAUGGCGUCAGAUGCAUCCAUAAAAGGGUGGGGAGCAUGCAGACCGAUAGUUGUUGUGGACGGAACGUUCCUCAAAGCAGCUUAUGGGGGAACUUUGUUGUGCGCAUGCACACAAGAUGCAGCAGGUCAUAUUUUUCCACUAGCGUUUUGUGUUGCAAAUUCUGAGAAUGACCAAUCUUGGAAAUGGUUCUUCAAAAAAUUUAAAGAAGCGUAUGGGGUCCGGGAACACCAAUGCCUAAUUUCAGACAGGAAUGGAAGCCUCAUCAAAGCAGCAAGAGAAAUCUAUCCAGAAAUUACACACAGUUACUACGGUUACCACAUUUUGAGCAACCUUAAAACAAGCUUCAAACAACAUGCUGCCAAAUACAAUCUGCCAUUCUUUGGAGCAGUCAAAGCCUACACAGAAAAGCAAUUCGAGUUCCACAUGGCUGAAUUGGAUGGAUUGGACAAACGCAUAAGACCUUACCUAAAAAAAGUCGGUUAUGAAAAGUGGUCAAGAAGUCAUAGCCAAAACAAGAGGUAUUCUACAAUGACCUCAAACAUAUCAGAAUCACUGAACGCUGCAAAUUUGGCAGCAAGGGAGCUACCAAUUACAACGCUGCUAGAAUGCUUGAGAGUAUUGGUGCAACAAUGGACGCAUACUAAUAGGACAAAAGCACACAACACCUUCACUAAGCUAUCACCAACUGGAGCAGACAUACUGUUGAAAAAUUACACAUACUCAUUGAAUCUGGAGGUUAAAGCAACAACAGAUUACUUGUUUGAGGUAACAAGAAUGAAAGAAUCGUGGGAAGUAGACCUAGAAAAAAGAACAUGCACGUGCAACAGGUUCCAAAUAGAUGAAAUGUCAUGCGGGCACGCUGUGGCCGUGAUGAGGGAGAUGAACAUGGACCCGUACAACUACUGUUCAGAUUACUACACAAAAAAAAUUGGCUGGCAACUUAUUCAGGGACAGUUUACCCAAUAGGACA